CCACAUACCGCCCUCGGUCACAAGAAGACUCCUCCCUCCCUUACGACAGCUGUCACGUCUUUACGCUGUAGUGUACACGCGCUUAGAUGCAAUGUUGUCUUCCGUGUAUCAUACACUAAACAAAGCGCCCAAGUGAUUUUUUGAUUAAGCUGUAUGGCUGCGAUUAAUGUCACCUGAACGGUACGGGGUCGCUGCAAUGAGACGGAGACUGCCUAGGAGCCUCCCAGAGUGGACGCGAUCGUUAUCUGGCGCAGUGUGAAACGGGAACGGAUCAAAGUGCAACGAGGGGGUCGCUUUGGGGGCUUGGGCAUGUAAGGAAAAGUGCUUGGGAAACGCCACGCUCUUAGGCUUAGAAAGCAUUCACGAAGAGUGGCAAGGCAUUACAGAUACCUCAGCUCAAUUAAACCUACACGAUCGAGAUAAUUCAGGUAGCAAAAAAAUGGAGAAAAAAUCAUCUUGGAAAGGGUUUAUAGAGUCCAUCAGCGUCAUACAGUUCAUAUUGACAUUCCUCUUCUUGGGAGUGCUGUGUGUUGUGUUGAUGGUAUAUCUCAUGUUUACCUCCCUCUGGAUUCUCCCAACACUGUACUUGUCCUGGCAAAUCUUGGACUGGCACACACCAGAAAGAGGGGGCAGAAGAACUGCAUUUGUGCGAAACUGGCGAGUAUGGAAACAUCUGAAAGAUUAUUUCCCUACAAAGUUGGUGAAGACAGCUGAGCUGAGCCCAAGUAAGAACUACAUCCUGGGAUGCCACCCCCAUGGGAUCAUGAGUGUUGGAGCUUUUACCUGUUUCGGUACAGAGAGCUGUGGUUUCACAGAGGCUUUCCCAGGAGUGCGCUCCUGCCUGGCCGUCUUGGGAGGACUCUUCCGGAUACCGCUGUUCAGGGAGUACAUCAUGCGUAUAGGCCUUUAUCCAGUAAGUAAGAGGAGUAUUGAGCACCUGCUGACCAGGAGUGGGGUAGGGAAUGCGGUGGUCAUCGUCACCGGGGGUGCAGAAGAGUCCCUCUUCUCCUCCCCAGGAGUCAACACUGUAGUCAUGAAGAACAGGAAGGGCUUUGUCAAGCUGGCACUUGAGAACGGAGCUGACCUGGUGCCAGUGUACUCGUUUGGGGAGACCGACACCUUCAGGCAGGUGGUGCUGUCCGAGGGCAGCCUGGGUCGCAAAGCCCAGGCCAUCUUCAAACAGGUCGUGGGCUUCGCCCCGUGCCUCUUCAAGGGGGAGCGCUGGUUCCUGAUGCCCUACCGGAGUCCUGUCACCACCGUCGUGGGAAGUCCCAUCACAGUGCCCAAGGCACCAUCUCCCACUCAGGAACAGGUGGAUCACUACCACCAACUGUACAUUGAGGCCUUGACCACACUUUUUCACAAGCACAAGACCAGCUGUGGCCUGGCUGACACGCACCAGAUCUGCAUCAUCUAGAUCAUUCCAGAAUGAGGCUGAGAUCCAAGUCAAAGACAUUCCCAAAGAGUGCCUGUUUUAGCAGCCAAAUCGAUGAUUGAUUAUUUAUGUCAUUAUGUUGAAAUGGUAUGUAAUAAUGUUGUUUAUGUGUUAUGUGUAAAUGUUAAAGAUUACUAAUAUAUGCUUCCAAUUGCAGUCUUUCCGGACUUUGGAUUCAUUUAAAGUCGAUGUCUGUAUUUAUUGCUAUGUACUGGUUAUGCAUUGCUCUUUUAUUAAUGGGAUGUGUGGUCGAUACAGCUUCAUAAAUAGCUUCUGUCAAAGAAA
Messenger RNA from Clupea harengus (Atlantic herring), 1720 nucleotides. Its product is annotated as diacylglycerol O-acyltransferase 2-like. Gene Ontology annotation, biological process: triglyceride biosynthetic process. Gene Ontology annotation, molecular function: diacylglycerol O-acyltransferase activity. Gene Ontology annotation, cellular component: endoplasmic reticulum membrane. The record is from RefSeq and is a predicted model, not a curated record. Lineage: Eukaryota; Metazoa; Chordata; Actinopteri; Clupeiformes; Clupeidae.